GUAGAGGAACAAAAAUGCUGGAUUCCUCUGACGAUGACUAACUGGUCAGCUUCUAACAACUACAAUGGCCGAUGAUUACUCCAGGUCUACCUGUGAUAUUGUAUAAUCCCGUUCUAUCGAUUUCGUCCUUGUGUGGCCUCACGGUUGCCAGUUUGUACCGUAGGCACUGUUGAUUUUCUCAGGUUUUAUUCUUGCCUGACCUGCGAUCCAUGUAAAAGGUGAACAAGAAAAGAGAAUAAACACCAGAAAGCACUACUGUGAGUAUGGACAUCCAGAGCGAGAGGAGUAGACUGCUGGAUGCGGAGAGUAGAAAUGAAGACCCUACAGGACUCAUGUCUGAGCAGGAUGCUUAUCUGAGUAAAGUGAAAAACAAGAAUUUAUACCUGGCCACAUUUGCGUCUGUUCUGGGUCCCAUGAGCUUUGGGUUCGUGUUGGGAUACAGCUCUCCUACCAUCCCUGAACUUACCAGCAUCACUGACCCUCGACUGCGGUUGGACAUUGACCAGGCCUCCUGGUUUGGGUCCAUAGUGACAGUGGGAGCGGCGGCAGGUGGGCUGCUGGGCGGUUGGAUGGUGGAGAAGAUCGGCAGGAAGCUCAGUCUGAUGUUCUGCUCGCUGCCAUUCGUCUUUGGCUUCACCAUCAUCAUCGCAGCGCAGAAUGUGUGGAUGCUUUACCUCGGCAGAGUGCUCACCGGCCUCGCCAGCGGAGUCACCUCACUAGUUGUCCCACUUUAUAUCUCUGAGAUGGCACACGAGCGGAUACGCGGGAUGCUGGGCUCCUGUGUGCAACUCAUGGUGGUGCUAGGCAUCAUGGGAGUGUAUCUUGCAGGUCUCUUCCUGGACUGGCGCUGGCUGGCGAUCUGCAGCUCCAUCCCGCCUACGCUGCUGAUGGUCUGCAUGUGCUUCAUGCCAGAGACGCCCCGGUUCCUGCUGUCACAGGGCAAGAGGCGGGAGGCAGAGGAGGCUCUACGCUUCCUGCGAGGACCAGACGCGCCCAUCGAAUGGGAGUGCGGCCGCAUCGAGGACGCCUGUGAUGAGCAGGGGUCCAGUUUCCAGAUGUCUGACCUGAAGGAUCCUGGUGUCUACAAGCCUCUGAUGAUCGGAUUCGUGCUGAUGUUGUUGCAGCAGAUGACGGGGAUCAAUGCUAUCAUGUUUUAUGCUGAGAACAUAUUUGAACAGGCACAUUUUAAGGAGAGUGACCUGGCCUCAGUGAUCGUGGGUCUGAUACAGGUCAUCUUUACAGCAGUGGCAGCGCUCAUCAUGGACAAAGCUGGAAGGAAAGUCCUUCUCAUCAUCUCAGGUGUUGCCAUGGCGAUCAGCACCACAGCGUUUGGGGUUUACUUCUACCUGAUGUCCAAACUUCACAGCACCACCUCGCUGAACCUUAUGAUGCUAGACAUCGAGAGCAAGGCUGCUGAAGAACCGCACGCUGAUCUGGCCUGGCUGGCCCUGGCCAGUAUGGCUGUCUUCAUCACAGGUUUUGCUCUCGGUUGGGGCCCUAUCCCUUGGCUGGUCAUGUCUGAGAUUUUUCCUGUGAAAGUGAGAGGGAUUGCUAGUGCUGUCUGCGUCCUCACCAACUGGAGUAUGGCGUUCAUCGUUACCAAAACCUUCCAAGACAUGAUGAAUCUUCUAACCAGUGCUGGAACCUUCUGGCUGUUCGCCUCCCUAUGCGUUAUCAACGUCAUCUUCACCAUUGCCUUUGUCCCAGAAACAAAGGGCAAGACAUUGGAGCAGAUCGAAGCCACGUUCAGAGGGACAGCAGGGCCAUGAAGCCAUCCCACCUGCCAAAAAAUAUCACACAUGUCAAAAACUGAAAAAUCUCAGGCCUCAUAUUUCUGAGGUGACUGAUCCUUGGGACACUGUGUGGACAUUUUCAAAAAAAUAAUAAUUAUAAAGUUAACCUGAUGCAGACUGGCACAACAGCACUGUAAUAAAUCCUACCUUCAUGGAGGUUACAAUGUUGAGUUUUCAUUCAAACUGGUUUAGAGAGGUCAGUCAACUGUAUGAUCAUUUUGGAAGAUGUAGUUUAUGGUGCGAUAGAACUGCGGAGGGUGUAUUUAUAUAUAUAACAAAUUAUUUGAUAAUAAUUUCUAAACCAGUUUAUAUAUAUAUAUGUAUAUUCCAGUGGUGAGGUCUGACUAAAUCAUUUGUUUCUGUAGGAAGUCUGACCUUCAAAAAUAAAGAAUAAAAUGAAAUACAGUUUUCUGUAGGUCAAAUCCUUUUCUAGACUUAAGUGAACAAGCGUCCUUGGUGUUCUGCUACCCUGAGUAAAACAACUUUACAGUGCCCCCUGCUGGUCGCACUGCUGUAGCCCACCUCUAAGUCUUUCAGUCAUUUAGAUCAGCAAGUUUUUCUGCACUGGUUUAAAAUUUCCUAACCUCGUGUAGUUUAACAGUUAAGCAGCUUUAUGGAAAGCUGUGCAACUGAAAAUUGUAUACAUAGUAAAGGUUUUAUUUAACACCGUGGUCUUAACGCUUUCGGGCCUGAAUUCUGUAGUGUCAAGUAUCCAAACGAAUUUGUGUUAAUUGUAAACCUCACCCCAUAUGUUUCUCCCUUUUAUGUGCCAAAAAUGUUUUUUGAAAGAGAUAAGAGGCUGUUGUAAGCUUGAAUUAAUGACAGAUACAAGAGAUUCAACUGUGUUGAGAUUUUUCUGUGGAAAAGCAAUAUCAGAAUAUCCAUAGAUGUUUCUCAGACUACUGCUGCAACACAUUUUUUCACUGUUCAUAUUUCACUUUUCAUCAUUUAACUCAUAAAAAACAGCAUCUGUCGUAAUCUUUGUUUAUCACUAUUUUCAGUUUGUUAUAUCAGCAGGUUGAAACCUGUACUAAACAAAUGUGAGUUUUCUGCAUUGAGAAUAUGUUUGGAAGAAAUUCUCUGGGGCUUUUUUCUAUUUUCUGUUUGAUUUUCUAUUCUAGUUGUGGUACAAUGCUGGGAGGGCAGGAAAUACAGAGACUAAAAUAAUGUCUGACUUCCUGGUUUUGCUCCUGAAAAUCAAGAAAAUCAAAAAGUCUUUAAGGAAUUUAGAAAGAACUUUAUUGUUAUUAUACUGAUGUCUUGGGAACUGAGUCUGUUGUUUACAAUAACUCUUGUUGUUCAUUUAACUGUGGGGUUUACAUUGUCAUGAAGUGAAAUUAAACAGAUUCUGUGAUGCAAAAGUUAACAUCUACAAUCAAUGUAAUUAAAACUGCCAACUGUAAACUGUCAUACAAGAAAGAAUUUAGGUGUGCUUUGUAAUAAAUUUCUUUUGGGAUACUCUUGAAA
Molecule: messenger RNA, 3260 nt
Organism: Scatophagus argus
Lineage: Eukaryota; Metazoa; Chordata; Actinopteri; Scatophagidae
Gene: slc2a8
Product: solute carrier family 2 member 8
Exons: 10
Coding region: 264-1769 (501 amino acids)
Biological process (GO): transmembrane transport
Cellular component (GO): membrane
Molecular function (GO): transmembrane transporter activity
Source: RefSeq, a predicted model, not a curated record